Aphidius gifuensis is the source of this 4768-nucleotide messenger RNA. Its product is annotated as TNF receptor-associated factor family protein DDB_G0272098-like. The transcript has 8 exons. Lineage: Eukaryota; Metazoa; Arthropoda; Insecta; Hymenoptera; Braconidae. The coding region runs from base 698 to 2452 and encodes 584 amino acids. The record is from RefSeq and is a predicted model, not a curated record.
UUCUCGUGAGAGGUGUGUCGAGCUUGUUCUUCCGCGUUAUCAACUAAAAAAAUAUAAUCAAAAAAAAAAAUACAAACUACAUAAACAAUGUAUUAAAUAAUAUUUAUCUAAAAUUUUUAUUUAAAAAAUUAACGUAAUUAGCAAACCAACAAAAAAAGUGAUUUAAUUUAGUAUAAAUUUUUUGUGUAUUAUUUUAAUUUAAUUUAUUAUUUUGUGAUUAUAAAAAUUAAAAUUUUUCAUUAUGAUAAUUUAAUAUCCUAGUGGAUUUAAUAAUAACUUCAGUUGAAACUUUUUUCUUUUAGAAAAAAAACCAAACAGUUAUAAUUAAAAUAUAAAAAGUAGUUUUUUUAAAAAAAAAAUUAUAUGGACCGGUGAAUGUUACAAGAGGAAUCAAGCAGCAUAUUAACUGGGCUUUUUAGAAUACGCAAAAUCCCUUGACCGGGAUUAACUACUGCAGCACGUGAACUGCAAUCUAGAGCAAAGCUCAUUCACCAUGUAAAUUGACUGUAAUAUUAUUCGCAGAAAAAAAAAGUCAGAGCUAAAUUAAGCCACGAAUUAUAAUUAAACAGUUUCAGUAAAUUACAAAUAUUCAUAGAAUGUAACAAUCCUAGAGCAGAAUAAUACAGCAUUAAAAAUAAAAAAAAAACAAAAAAAAAAAACCAAGAUAAAAAUUAAAUUACCAAAAGUAAAAGACACAAUGGCAGAGAGUGAUGAAAUUGUCAGCAGAAUGCUACGUCAUAUACUGACAAAUUUAACAAGUACAAGUAGUAGUAUUGCUGCAACAACAAUAUCUGAUAUAUCACGUUCUAAUGUCACCAAAAAUAUACAGUACAAUUUUGAAAUAUCACCAUCACCAUCACCACCAACAAUCCUAGAAAUUGGCAACACUCCAACAAUUUUAGAUAAUCCAUCUACAAUUUUAAAUAGCUUCGGAGUUACAACAUCAACAUCAACUAAAACUGAUCAACAAAUUUACAAUUCAACUGGUUAUCUUGUUGAUCAAGACGAGCUUGAAUACAGUAUACUUGCUGCAUUUUCAGACAUGCAAACUGUAUUUUUGGCAUGUAUUUUUACACUUUUGCCAUUAAUAUUUGCACUUGCUGUUGGUUUUGGAAUAAGACAUGCUUGGAGAAAAUACAGACAAAGAAAAGAUGGAUCAAGUGAGCUACCUUGGUACAGAGGUGUCUGUUCACGUGAUGACACACCAAAUUCACUUCAUCAUCGUUCAAGCUGUGGAAGCAUUAACAUUCAACCAGCUACGAGAAUUCUAUCAGCUCAAGAUUUGGUAAAUGGAUUGGAUGGCCCAAGGUAUAUUUGUGAAACUGAAGUGAUGAAUAAUGUUGAUCUAGCAUCGGCCAAUGUCGAGUACACAUCACCUGGUAAUAAUCCCAACAGCAAAAAUGCCAACGGCAACAUUAUCACUCUCACACUGAAAAAUAAUCAUCUCAUCGUUGAGACCGAAGAACGGACGGUUACAAUGGAAGAUAAUUCAUUUGUGGUUGAAGUUGAGCCUAAAUACAUAAGAGAUGAUGUUGGAGUUGAUACUGAUUCAACAGACAAUGUGACUGGUAAAGUAAUUGACCAACAGGCACUUGUACAUCGUGAGGAAGUUUCUGAUGAUCGUCCAACUGAUUUUGAAAAUAAAAUAUUUGGCAGUAUAAAUACUGGAUUGUCACAAUCGGAUCUUUCGAUUUCGAGUCAAGGAUCAGUUAAUCGUAGUUAUCAUUAUGGCAAUCAAGUCGAAUAUGAAUCAGAACAAUUUGGUUAUUCAAUGUAUGAAAAUGGCAAUUACGAAAAUGAUAUUGUUCAACGAAAAUUUGAUGGUGGAUCAAAGUGGGUGGAAUUUGAUAAAUCACCGGACAUUGACAAGUCAUUGCUGAACAAUUUGAAAACGAGUUUUGAAAAAGAUUCAACUGAACACAUGAAUUCCGAUGACAAAGACAACAAUGUCCAUUCAUCAAUCGACUCAAGUUCAUCAUUAGAGCAUCAAGACUCAACAGACGCAAGUAACUCAACAGACACAGUAAAAUCAAAUCCAAAUUUACAAAUGAAUGGCACGACAAAUAUAAUAUUCGAGAAUAACAUUAACAAUGACAAUGAAAAAUUACAUUCAAAUAAGCCAAUAAUAACUGGCGCGUUAUUAAAAGAUGAAAAUAAUCAUGAUGAUCUAUUGUUAAAUGAUAAUAAAAAUAAAAAAAUUGGUAAUGGUAUAUUAAUAAAUGGUGAUAAUAAACAACAACAAAUAACAAAACCUGAAGCCAGUGUGUUUGUUGCAUGCCAUAAACGAAGUGGUAGUAUUCCACCACGACUUAUCGAUGACACAAAUGAAAUUGAUCGUAAAAAAAGUAUUGACAUCUACAGUCAAAUUAAAACAACAAUAUUACCAAAUUUAAAUCCCAAAUUUGAAAUUCUACAAAAUGAUAUUAGUCCAAUUGACGAAAAUGAAAGUUAAUCAUUUCAAGAUAAUCAAUUGACAGUACAAAAAAAAAUUUCAAGCAAAUAAAUCACUAAAAUCUAACGAAAAAAAAAUGAAACAAUUUAAAAAAAAAAAAACUUUAAUCCUGUGGUUAUAAAUUUCCAAGAAUUUAAUUGACACGAAGGAUGAAAAAUUAUAUAAAUAAAUAAUUCUAAAAACUAAAUAAUAACACUAGGAUAGCUGAUUUUUAACCAUGAAUUUUGAAAAAAUAAAAAUAAAUUGGUUUUACUAUGAAUAUUGUGACAAAUUUAUAAUUUAAAAUUGUAAAGAAUUUUACUGAAAAAAAAUAACUUAUUGUGCCAAUGAAUAAUUUGCCAAAUACACCAACAAGACCUAAAAUAAAAAUAAAUUGUGACAAAUGUCCUGAACAAUAAUUGUCUCCUUACAAUUGUUAUUUUUUUUUCUAUUCAAAUUUUCAUUUGCUAGCAUUUUUUACAAAAAAGUUUUAUGUAUUGUUCGUCAAGAAUUGUAAGAAGAGAUAAAAAAGAUCAUAGCAUUGUAAUUCUGCUGAAUGAAUUUGCGAGAAACUUCUUGUAUAUUUUCUAUGACGUUUGCGUGUCUGCUCUAGGCUUUUGUUAAUUGGAAGGACUGAAGCAGAUUCAGCUGAAUAAAAAACGUGUACUGAAGUGUACCCUGUAAUUUGACAAGAAGUUGGAUACUAGUAUCCCACGAAUUUUUUGUAAUAUUUUUUUGAUGCUUUGAUUUUUUAUUGGACACGCAAGGCAGAUGUUGGAUACCACAUAGAGACAGUAUUACAAAUGGAAGUGGUAUUUACAACCAUAAAGAACUAGUAUAUUUAAACAAAAAUAAAUGUAUUCUUAUUGAUACGUCCCUUGAGGUGGUCAGUACAUUCAUAUUUAUACAAAAAAAAAUAUGUUACUUCAAUGAAGCACCCUGACAUUGAUUGACAUUUGACAGAAUAAAAUAUCUUUUAAUUUUGACUAUUUAUUUAUAAUUUUUUUACCUUCAAAACUUUAUUCUUUCGUAUGCAAAAAUUUUAUCAAAUUCAUUCUUCAAAAAUUCGACUAUUUUGUUAUUUUGAAUAUUUUAAUUUUUAUGUACUCUGAUUGAUAGCUUGUGGUCAAUAUUUGACAUGAAUAAAAAUAUAAUAACGAGCAAUUUAUUAAAGUUAAAAUUAUAUAAAAUUAUUUUACAAAAAAGGAGCUUGAGGUCACUCACUAAAUAAAAGUGAAUUCCAGUGCCAAAAUACUUCCAUAAGAAUUAUUAAAUACCAAAAUAUUAACAACAUAAUUGUGCUUGAUUUUAAUUUAGUUAUAAACACGUUAUGAUAUUCAAAUUUUAUACAUUUUUGUUGUUAUAUUUAAACAAUAAUAAUCAAGAAAAAAAAAAUUAUUAUUGUUGUAGGAAUUUAAAAAUUGUAAAUCAAAUAUAUUAUAUGUUAAUGUUUUUUCGUGAAAAGAAACACAAAAAUUAAAUCGUCUUGAUUUGAUAAUAAUUAAUUGUUAAUUUAUUCAUUAUAUUUUGGUUGUAAAGAUGAAUUAUCUAAACAUAAAUAAUGUGAUUAAUAUAAAUUAGAUAUUGGUUGAUUGUUUGUAUUAAUUAAUUUUAAUAUUAUUACGAAUUUCAUGUUGAGUGUUUUACUAGGCAGUUAGAUGUGAUGUACUAGAAGACACCUGUUGUUUAUUGUACUGCUUUAAUUUAUUUAAUAAUUAUGACAUCAUUUAAAAUAUUAAUUACAUAAUGAUUAGAUUAUUGCUAAUUAUAUAAUUGAUGAUGUAAGUCAUGUGGCAAUGAAUUUUAUAAAUACAAAGAUAAGAAACAAAAUAUAAAUUAAAACAAUUUUUUUCUUUUUGUAAUCAUUUGUCUACAGUAUUAUUAAUUAAUGUUUAAUUUUAUUUUAAAAUUUAGAAAAAUAAAAGAAAUAAUUAAUUAAGGAAAAAUAAUAUCAAAUUAAAAUUUGACCAGUUUUUAAUAUUAUUUUUAAUUAAAUAAAUUUUGUUAAUCAAAAUACUUGGUUAUUUUAAAAUAAACAUUUUGCAAUAUUGUGAUUAAAUAAAAGCAGAUAAAUGAAUUUUAAAAUUUAUAAUAAUUAUAUAAUAUAAGACAUUUUUUACAUGAAAUAUUGUGCAAUAUUAGUCAAGAUGUAAAACUGCGAUUAUUUAAUUUAUAAUUUAUUUAUUUAAUAAAUUUAUUUGAAAUACAUUAUACGCACCAAAAUGACGAAAAUUAAAAAAGUGAUAAUUUGGGUAUCACGAUUAUGUAUAAUACCAAAAAAUAAAAAAUAAAUAAUUGGUUAAAUUAAAAUAUAGUUAUAAUGAAUUUUGUAUAACC